This is a messenger RNA of Branchiostoma floridae (Florida lancelet), 819 nucleotides long. Its product is annotated as histone acetyltransferase KAT5-like. The record is from RefSeq and is a predicted model, not a curated record. The transcript is spliced from 8 exons. The coding region runs from base 55 to 819 and encodes 254 amino acids. Lineage: Eukaryota; Metazoa; Chordata; Leptocardii; Amphioxiformes; Branchiostomatidae.
UGUCCCUACACCAAUCAGACGAGUUGUUUUAUUUUUUACAGCUCACUAUCCAAGAUGGCGGACGACAAGGAGAACAAAAAGAUCGGACUGAAGACCACGCUUGAUAUGGUGGUGGAAGGAUGCCGCCUUCCCGUGAAAAUGAGCAUUCUGCCAAACGAAGAAGAAGAGUGGCCACUUGCAGAAAUUCUCAGCCGGAAGGAAGAAAAGGGGAAGCUGGAAUUCUAUGUCCACUACAUUGACUUUAACAAACGUUUGGAUGAGUGGGUGCUCCCAGACAGACUACGGGUGGAAGAACUCCAGUUUCCCAGGAAGGACCAGAAAACACCCCAGAAGCAGACGUCAUCUGCAGCCAACUCUCGCCCCACCACCCCUGAUCGGGAACUCCAGGAAAAGAAGACCACAGUUGACCGAUCAGAGUCAGACAGUCCAAGUCCUUCCUUGCUCUCCAAGAAGUUAAGCCUCCCCGAGCAGACCAGCUCUCCUGCUGCCAAGCUAGGAGGGCAGGGGCAGACUCCACAGUCACAGACGAAGUCCAAUGCAGGCAGGAAGAGGAAGGCAAUAUUCCUUGAUGAGAAGCAGGACUUACCGCCUGCAUACUGCAACUCUUUGUCAUCGCAGGACUCCCAGGAUGCACCAGCCACGCCCCAGCCCAGUGCCCCUCCGCAGCAGCCCCGCCAGACGGGCAGCAUGUCGUCCUCGCACGAUGAGAACAUCAUCACGCGCAUCAAGAACAUCGAGACAAUAGAGCUGGGCAAGUACCGCAUCAAACCGUGGUACUUCUCUCCUUACCCACCGGUAAGUAUUUGUACUCUAGUCUAG